AUGUAAGAUUAGAUCAAGAUAGUUAUCAAUCGCCUUAAUUAAGAGAGAUAAUUACUAAAGGAAAGAUAGAAUACCUUUAAUUAUGAAUGCUCUCCAAAUAUAAGAACUGGGUUUUAGAUGUAAAAACCAAUUACACUUGAUCCUCCUAAAUUGUUUAUGUAGACAAUAUAAUUUCCUAAUGUGAAAGCUUAAAGACAAAGAAAUGUCAAUAAUAAAUUAAAAAUCAAUGCAAAUUUUAGGAGACGUAGUACAAGUUAGAAGACAGAAUAAAAUAGUAAUCCAAUGGUUGGUAUUGUAAAGAAAUUUGAUUUUUCUUUUUUUAAUUAUGAUCCUUUACCUAUUGUGUAUAAUAAUUAAAGUAAGAUGUUGAAGAUGAAGAGAUAGAGCUCUAAUAUAAUAAGAAUUUGA
Paramecium pentaurelia is the source of this 408-nucleotide messenger RNA. The record is from the annotation of a GenBank genome assembly. Lineage: Eukaryota; Ciliophora; Oligohymenophorea; Peniculida; Parameciidae.